Argiope bruennichi is the source of this 2155-nucleotide messenger RNA. Its product is annotated as acetylcholinesterase-1-like. Gene Ontology annotation, cellular component: plasma membrane. NCBI's taxonomy places the organism in Eukaryota, Metazoa, Arthropoda, Arachnida, Araneae, Araneidae. Bases 270 to 1925 code for a protein of 551 amino acids. The transcript has 5 exons. Gene Ontology annotation, molecular function: acetylcholinesterase activity. Gene Ontology annotation, biological process: choline metabolic process; acetylcholine catabolic process. The record is from RefSeq and is a predicted model, not a curated record.
AAAUUCAAAGGAAAUUCACGGCUAAACAAAGAAUGUUCACUCAUGAAACUUGUACAGUGGAUGUUACGAAAUCCGAAUGUAAAUCUAUGUAUUUAUUCAAUGUAUUUUAGCCUUAGCAAACUGGGGAUUAUUUUCUGUACAAGAAUAGUCUGUAGCUGUAAAAAUUGAAUAAAUGUAUUGUAGGCGUAAAACAUCUGUCGAAUCAUCAUAUUCAUUACUUACAAUGAUUCGUUGUUGCCUAUGCAUAGUUCGCCCUGGAAUAAAUUUUUAUGAAUAUAUCUCCCAUAAACAGAAUGAAGAUAAUAUCAUUGAUCUGUCUGGUCUGCUUCUUUUGGCAUGCGGCAUGCGACAAAAGUGUGACUCUAGUUAAAACACGUUCAGGUCCAAUAGAAGGUAAGGUAUCUUCAGACUGGGGUACCCCAGUGAAACAAUUUCUUGGUAUUCCUUACGCCACGCCACCUGUUGGAGAGUUGCGUUUCAAGAAACCAAUACCUAUAAAGCCAUGGAAGAAUGCAAUCAAGGCCACGCAAAAUGGUCCAGCUUGUAUUCAGUAUACGAAAUCUCCAUUCAUGUGGUACGAUUCUGAAAGUGGCAAAAGCGAGGACUGUCUUUACCUGAACAUAUUCACUCCGAUUUCUGCCAAAAAGGGGAGUGAUCUGGCAGUUAUAUUUUUCAUUCAUGGCGGAGGUUUCACAUUUGGAUCUAACCGAAAAAAGAUCUAUGAUGGAUCAGGUUUGGUAUUACAAGGUAAUGUGAUUGUCGUGACUAUUAAUUACCGUUUGGGCUUGUUUGGAUUCCUCACUUCUGACUCAGAGGAUGCUCCUGGAAACGCAGGAUUGUAUGACAUGGUAAUGGCUCUUCAUUGGAUACAUGACAACAUAGAAUUCUUUGGAGGGGAUAAAAAUAGAAUCACAGUUCACGGACAAAAUGCAGGCUCUUUGGCCACCAGUUUACUCUGCGUCUCUCCUCUGACGAAAGGCCUGUUCAGUAGAGCCAUCUUAGAGAGUGCAUCAGCCACUUUUCUGAAGUAUAACCAAAAACAGGCCAACUUGAAUUUCAGCCAGCAAAUAGCAAAAGCCGUUGGAUGUGCAUCGCACCAACAAACAAUUACAAGCGACUCGAAAAACAUCGUAAAUUGUUUAAGAGAGAAAAAUGCGACAUAUCUUGCUGAAGUUCAAUGGACAUUUAUUCCCCACGACUUUCUAUCAUUCUUCCCCCAAUACGGUGACGAAGUUCUACCAACGAAUGCUGCUGAUGACAUCCGCAAUGGCAAGUUCCAUGAUGUCCCUCUCCUUAUCGGCAAUGAUAAGGAUGAAGGAUCCUUCCAAAUAACCACCAGAAAUCCACGGACAUUUGGCUUUUUUGGUGAAAAGGACACUAAGAUCAACAAGACCCAGGGCGAAGAGAUGAUCAGAGGCUAUUUCAAGAAUUUCACACAUCCAGAAAAGUAUGUAAAACAUUAUCUAGGAAAUGUUCCAAAUAAUGAACUUGACCUCAUCAGGCGACAAGUGUAUACUGCUUCAGGGGACUACACCAUAUUGUGCCAUACUGUGUAUUUCGCUGAGAGUUAUGGCAAGAAGGGGAACGAUGUUUACUUUUACUUCUUUGUACAUCGUCCGAGUAACAGCGAAUGGGCAUCUUGGAUGGGAACAACGGAUUUUGAUGAAGUGGAAUUCGUUUUUGGUCGGCCAGUCAGAAAACCCUGGAGAUAUCCAUCGGAAGAACGGAGUCUGAGUUUUAAACUGCUAAAUAUCUGGACUCACUUUGCUAAUUACGGUUAUCCAAGCGAUACCUUCAAAUGGCCGAAAUAUUCUAUCCAAAACCAUACUUAUGUGGUUAUUGAUACAGAUUUUAAAGGUGAUCGUUUUGGAACUGGCCCUCAUCUAGACAACUGCAAUGUCAUGAGAGAUUAUUACGGAUUUUAAUGCCACAAAUUAAUACCAUCUGUGAUUAGAAUUUUUUGUAAAUUGUUUAAUAUAAUGUAAGGGAGGAAACGCUUUUUUAAAUUAUGAUACUAUAAAAGUAUACUCAGGAUUAUGAGGUUAUUCAAUAAAGUGAAUUUUUAGUGAAACUGGAAUAGUUAGUUCUGUGAUAACCAAAGCAAUGAAGUGAAAAAUAAAGCAGAUCAUAUAAUUCACCCACCUUAAUGCUGUAU